UGAAAACAUAACCCCGCGUAGCCGCCCGCUCGAGAUCAGCGAAUGGCAGAGGAAGGUGCCUCCUCCAAAGUCAGCCACCCGGACUGAUCCGCCCGUCCAAACGACUAUUUUUGUAUGUACAGUACAUGACUGGCAGAUUCGAGGCGGGCAUGCAAUGCGGCGAAGAGUCGUUGUAACAUUGCCGGCGAGUGCCCUCUUCGGCUUGACGUGUUCCCGACCCCGCGCGUCCCUGCUUAGAGAUCGUUUGGGUCCUGGAGGGCAUUUGAAGAAGCAACCGUUUCCACCGGCCUCGCUGGGUCUCUUUGGGACCUGGGCACCGCGAGCAACAUCCAGGAUGUCUGCAACAAACGUGAACACGGCCGAGGUCACGGGCGCCCCGAAGCACAAUGCCUGGGUCGGCAGUGCCGGGGCCGGCGGCUACGAUCUCAGGAGUGACACCAUGACCACUCCGACGCCAUCCAUGCUGGCCGCGAUCCAGUCGUGCACGCUUUUGGACGAUGUGUUCAAGGAGGACCCCACGACUACGGAUCUGGAGAACUACUGUGCUUCCCUGGCCGGCAAGGAGGCCGGUCUGUUCGUUCUGUCGGGCACCAUGGGGAACCAGGUAGCCUUGAGGUCUCUGCUGACGCAGCCCCCUCACGGUGUCGUGUGCGACUACCGUUCCCACAUUGUGAACUACGAGGCCGGAGGCGUCUCGGUCUUGACGGGCGCUCUGGCCAAGCCGAUUGUGCCAAAGAACGGAGUCUAUCUCACUCUGGAAGACAUCAAGGCCAACGUCCACCUGGACGACGACGAGCACACAUGCCCUACCCGCGUCAUCAGCCUCGAGAACACGCUGAACGGCAUGAUCAUGCCCCUGGAUGAGGUCCGGCGCAUCUCGGCCUUUGCUCGGGAGCACGGCAUCAAGAUGCACUGUGACGGCGCGCGGCUCUGGGAAGUCGUCGCCGCCGGGGCCGGCAGCCUGGUUGACUAUGCCGCCUGCUUCGACACGGUGACCCUAUGCUUCUCCAAGGGCCUCGGAGCCCCCGUCGGGAGUAUCCUGCUGGGCACCAAGGACCUGAUCAAGCAAGCGCGCUGGGUGAGAAAGUUCAUUGGCGGUGGCUUGCGCCAGCCGGGCGUCAUCACGGCGGCCGCUCGUGUCGCCGUCGACGAGACGUUCGGCAAGGGUCCCAACGGGGAGGGCGGCAAGCUCCGGAACACGCACAUCCUCGCCAAAGAGGUGGCCAAGUUGUGGACGGACCUGGGCGGCAAGCUCGUCUAUCCGGUACACACCAACAUGGUCUGGCUUGACCUGGAGGACGCUCGCUGCCCGGAGCCCAGGUUUGAGCAGCUCGGAAAGGAGGCCGGACUCAAGCUCAUGGGCGGCAGGCUGGUCAUACACUAUCAGAUCUACGAGCGGCGCGAUGUGGUCGUACCGAAGCUAGCCAGCAUCUUCAAAGCAGUGUUUGAGAGUAAGAAGGCAGGAGCCGACCCGGUCUCUCGUGACAGGGUUGGCGAAGCGUCCAUGUAUCGGUCGCGGUGAAGCGUCUGCCCGUACUGCAAUCAGAAAUUGUAUACAUAGUAGAAAUCUGAGACUUGCCCUUGUUCUUGGCUCAUACCUUGCCACCAUCUCUGUGACUACUAUGUAGGGGAGAAAUUGACCGCUCCGUCAAACCGAAUGAUACUCAUGCUUUCCAUAACUACUACAUCGUUUCCUUAUUUCCCUCUUCAUUCUUAUUUCAGAUGUUAGGUUUCUUUCUUUCUUUUACUAUUCUUCGUUCCGUCGCUUUAUUCUCUCUUUUUCUCUUUUUACUUUCUUUCUCCUUCUUUCCUUCUCCCCGAAGGGUUUUGUAGAAUCA
Messenger RNA from Thermothelomyces thermophilus ATCC 42464, 1838 nucleotides. RefSeq lists its product as uncharacterized. The record is from RefSeq and is a predicted model, not a curated record. Gene Ontology annotation, biological process: L-threonine catabolic process; glycine biosynthetic process. The transcript has 3 exons. The coding region runs from base 335 to 1522 and encodes 395 amino acids. Gene Ontology annotation, molecular function: L-allo-threonine aldolase activity. Lineage: Eukaryota; Fungi; Ascomycota; Sordariomycetes; Sordariales; Chaetomiaceae. Gene Ontology annotation, cellular component: cytosol.